Messenger RNA from Perca flavescens (yellow perch), 7362 nucleotides. It is a transcript of the gene epha7, whose product is annotated as eph receptor A7. Bases 76 to 3090 code for a protein of 1004 amino acids. Gene Ontology annotation, cellular component: dendrite; plasma membrane. The transcript has 17 exons. The record is from RefSeq and is a predicted model, not a curated record. Gene Ontology annotation, molecular function: ATP binding; transmembrane-ephrin receptor activity; protein binding. NCBI's taxonomy places the organism in Eukaryota, Metazoa, Chordata, Actinopteri, Perciformes, Percidae. Gene Ontology annotation, biological process: ephrin receptor signaling pathway; axon guidance; protein phosphorylation.
CGUGUCGUCAAUGGGAAGCACGCGCGACGCUGGCAAAGCGAGUUACGGGUCGAGAUUGCAAUCCGCGGCUGCACCAUGCUCUCCAGGACCAUCCCGUGUCUGUGGAUUACAUUUUGCCUUCACUUAUGCUGUCAUGUAGACAGCGGAGAAGCACAGAAUGCGAAGGAAGUGAUUCUGCUGGACUCCAAGGCACAGCAGACAGAUCUGGAGUGGAUCUCCUAUCCUCCCAAUGGGUGGGAAGAGAUCAGCGGCUUGGAUGAGAACUACACUCCCAUUCGCACAUACCAGGUUUGCCAAGUCAUGGAGCCCAAUCAGAAUAACUGGCUUCGGACUAACUGGAUAGAGAAGGGCAAUGCCCAGAGAAUUUUUGUGGAACUGAAGUUCACCUUGAGGGAUUGUAACAGCCUACCCGGAGUGGUGGGCACAUGCAAGGAGACAUUCAACCUGUAUUACCAGGAAACAGAUUCGGAGGUGGGCAGGAGCCUGCGCGAGAACCAGUAUGUGAAAAUUGACACGAUCGCCGCAGAUGAAAGCUUCACCCAGGGCGACCUGGGCGAGAGGAAGAUGAAGCUGAAUACAGAAGUGCGCAUCAUCGGCCCCCUGUCCCGGCGGGGCUUCUACCUGGCCUUCCAGGACGUCGGGGCGUGCAUCGCCCUGGUCUCUGUCAAAGUCUAUUACAAGAAGUGUUGGUCCAUCAUCGAGAACCUGGCCACGUUCCCGGACACGGUGACGGGAUCAGAGUUCUCCUCGCUGGUGGAGGUCGAGGGCAUGUGCGUGAGCGACGCCGAGGAGGAGGCCGACAACUCUCCCAAGAUGCACUGCAGUGCCGAAGGGGAAUGGCUCGUGCCCAUUGGGAAAUGUAUAUGCAAAGCUGGAUUUCAUCAGAAAGGAGACGCAUGUGAACCGUGUGGUCGAGGUUUCUACAAGUCUUCCUCCCAGGACCUCCAGUGCUCUCGCUGUCCGGCGCACAGCUUGAACGACCGCGAGGGCUCCUGGCGCUGUGACUGCGAGGACGGCUACUACCGAGCCCUCUCCGACCCUCCGUCUGUGGCCUGCACAAGACCUCCCUCUGCGCCACAGAACCUGGUCUACAACAUCAACCAGACCAGCGUUAGCCUGGAGUGGGGCCCGCCGGCGGACACAGGCGGCCGCAACGACGUCACCUACAGGGUCGUAUGCCGGCGCUGCAGCUGGGAUCCCGAGGAGUGUGUUCCCUGUGGGCCCAAUGUGGGAUACUCCCCCGCACAGUCAGGAUUAGUGGACACGUAUGUGACCGUCAUGGACCUGCUCGCCCACGCCAACUACACUUUUGAGGUGGAGGCUGUCAACGGGGUGUCGGACCUGAGCCGCACGCAGAGGCUGUUUGCGGCGGUUAGCAUCGCUACUGGCCAAGCGGCUCCGUCCCAGGUCAGCGAGGUCAUCAAGGAGAAAGUGCAGCAGCGCAGCAUCCAGCUGUCCUGGCAGGAGCCCCAGCAACCCAACGGCGUCAUCACAGAAUAUGAAAUCAAAUACUACGAAAAGGAUCAGAAGGACCGGGUGUACUCCACGGUGAGGUCAAGGUCCACAUCGGCCACAGUGAACAACCUAAAGCCCAGCACGGCCUACGUGUUCCAGAUCCGGGCCUUCACCGAGGCCGGCUACGGAACCUACGGCCCCAGACUGGAGAUCACCACCAAGGAGGAGACCACAGCGGCGAUCGUCUCCAGCGAGCAGAACCCCGUCAUCAUCAUCGCGGUGGUGGCCGUGGCGGGGACCAUCAUCCUGGUGUUCAUGGUGUUUGGCUUCAUCAUCGGGAGAAGGUACGCUCUCGCGGGCCCCAUUGACUCUCCGCUCCUGCACUGCGGGUACAGCAAAGCUGAUCAGGAGGGAGACGAAGAGCUCUACUUCCAGUUUAAAUUUCCAGGCACCAAAACCUACAUUGACCCUGAAACCUACGAGGACCCAAACAGGGCUGUCCAUCAAUUUGCCAAGGAGCUGGAUGCCUCUUGCAUUAAAAUCGAGCGGGUUAUUGGAGCAGGAGAGUUCGGGGAGGUGUGCAGCGGGCGGCUCAAGCUGCCCGGAAAGCGGGACGUGUCGGUGGCCAUCAAGACGUUAAAGGUCGGCUACACGGAGAAGCAGAGGCGGGACUUCCUGUGCGAGGCCAGCAUUAUGGGACAGUUUGACCAUCCCAACGUCGUUCACUUGGAGGGAGUCGUGACCCGAGGAAAACCGGUGAUGAUCGUCAUCGAGUACAUGGAGAACGGCUCAUUAGACGGUUUCCUCAGGAAACACGAUGGUCAGUUCACAGUCAUCCAGUUGGUGGGGAUGCUGCGGGGCAUAGCAGCGGGGAUGAGAUAUCUCUCCGAUUUGGGAUACGUCCAUCGGGAUCUGGCUGCGCGGAACAUCCUCGUCAACAGCAAUCUUGUAUGUAAAGUGUCUGACUUCGGCCUGUCAAGGGUGAUAGACGACGAUCCCGAGGCUGUCUACACAACAACUGGCGGCAAAAUCCCCGUCCGAUGGACCGCGCCGGAAGCCAUACAGUAUCGUAAAUUCACCUCUGCAAGUGACGUAUGGAGUUAUGGCAUUGUCAUGUGGGAGGUCAUGUCCUAUGGGGAACGGCCCUACUGGGAUAUGUCCAAUCAAGACGUCAUAAAGGCGAUAGAGGAGGGCUACCGUCUUCCCGCCCCAAUGGACUGUCCGCCAGGCCUGCAUCAGCUAAUGCUGGACUGCUGGCAGAAGGACAGAGCCGAACGUCCCAAAUUCGAUCAGAUAGUUGGCAUCCUUGAUAAGAUGAUCCGCAACCCUAACACCUUGAAAACCCCAGUGGGAACAUGUACAAGACCAAUUAGUCCACUGUUGGAUCAGAGCACACCAGACUUCACCGCUUUCUGCUCAGUGGGAGAGUGGCUGGAAGCCAUCAAGAUGGAGCGAUACAGAGACAACUUCACAGCGGCUGGCUACAGUUCCCUGGAAUCUGUGGCCAGGAUGUCAAUCGAGGACGUGAUGAGUUUGGGGAUCACGCUGGUGGGCCAUCAGAAAAAGAUCAUGAGCAGCAUACAGACUAUGAGAGCCCAGAUGCUGCAUCUCCACGGCACGGGUAUCCAGGUGUGACCGACUGUGACGGGCCGAAGCAAAAACAGAACUUAUCUGGAGCAGUGCCUGGGACCGGAGCGGGAUAAUGGUCAAAGUAAACGGACAUGUGUUCAGGCUGACUCGUCCGGCUGUGUCUGGAGCGAAAUCAUUCCUUUGUUCCUCAGUGAAGGAUUGUGGUCCGCCUCUUUAAAGGGCACUAAAGAGAGGAGAAGGGCAAAAAACAGCAACAAAAAAAAGAAACUACCUGGACGAGAUGACUUUCUUUUUUCUUCUUCUUUUUUUCUAUUUGUUUUUUUAGAAGCGCUUAUGAACUCAAUCAUAAACAUAUCAAAUGGCGCAUUGGAAAGGAGUUUGACGCUUCUGUUUUCUUUCACUUAAUGAAUGAUUUAAGUGCACACCGAGGCUAUGGACUUCCUUUAAAAAGAACAAAAAAAACAACUUGUCUACUUGCGGUGGUUUCACUUCCUUUUUUCUGAUUUGUUGAUUUUCUUUCUGUGUGCCACGGUGACAUGUUGUGGCUCAUGUGGCAAUUUUUUUUGGGACUUGACAACAGGGUAAACUCUCUUUUAUCCAAACACAGAGGGAACUUUUUAGGUGCAGAUUCAAAGGUACUUUUUGUGCUGACACAUGCUGGACUGUUUGAACUGUUUGCAGUGACUCAUGUUUUCCUUCAUGUGAUGUUGAAGUGAAAAUGGUAUCCUCACACGCUUGUUUGCAGCCUACAGGAGUGGGUUUUUGACGUGAUUUCAACCUUUUAAUUCUUUUUAUUGCGGAACUUUCUGAAGAGUGCAACACUGAACAGACUUUUAUAUCAGAGUAGCAAUAUCCUUUGUCUUAGUGUUCACUACAGGAAACGCAGAACAGUUACUUGGUUAUUGAGUAGAAUGUUGAAAGAUUUUAUUGAAAUUGAAGCCACCGCAAAUUGUUUUGCCGUCAUUUUGCCUAAAAUGUUGCACACACAGUUUUUGUUUUCGGUGCUUUGUUCAGCUGCAAAUACAGUUUUUUAAGGGUGGAUCCAAGAACGGUGUAGACGUAAUACUGCCUUAAAAUAUGUUGAUGAAGUAUUGCCACUAUUUUAGGCACUUCAAUGGCAAUGCUUUCUGCAUUCAUUUAAAAGGUGGACAAGCUCCCUACUUUAUGUUUUCCUUGUAGCGUGAUGUCUUUUUAUCUGGAACUUGAACUGGUGAAAUUGAGUGCACAGACACGGUUUAAUGCCACAUAGACACAGUCAGCAGAAGGAGAGACGGACUAAACAGAGCAAUAAUUACCAGGUAGAAAUGGUCCUGACCUGAGAUUUUAAGGUGCUAGGUUUUAUUGUAUGUGAGUUCUGUGCUGAGACAAACCCUUUGGAAAGAUUCCGUCACCGCUGGAAUGGAAAGGAAAGGAAAGGAAUGGAUAGGAAAGGAAAGUAACUCUUUGACCUAAAAAUGGUUUGAAAAGGGCUCGGAAAACAGCCGUGCCAAGUCAUCAAAUGAAAUCAUCAUGUUGUGUUUUGCCACUAUGAUAUGCGAAACGUUUGAUGGGAAUCUAACGCGGCAUGGAAAUGUUGACUCGAGUGGCUACAGAGAUGAAAGAGGCACCAUUAGAAACAUAAGGAAGGUGCCAAUCAGCCAUGCUGACAUCAUCUUUCAACACCAACGCGCCGUCCACGAAUCAAAUAGUCCCUUCAGGGUAUAGGUCUGAAAAUGUCAGACCAACCGAUGGAGCUGGAGUCAGACGCAGAUCGUGCUGUUACAUCCCACCGUCCCAGUUCUGUAGGCCGCCAUGCAGCUCCCCAGUUUAUUCAUGCGUCUCCGCCGCUCAUCCCUCACAGGCGUAGAUGUGACAGAACAUGCAUUAUAGUGUCUCUUAAGAUUGCUCCACUUUUCUUCCAUAAGGCGUUGUAUGGGGAACAGAGACGAGGGGAGGCUUUGCAGAAGAUGUGCUAAAAGCCAAUCAACCUAUUCGGUGCCAUCUGUCUCCACUUCACAUACAAAAAAAGGAGAAACUUUCCAUGUUGAGGAUGUUUUAGUGCAGUAUUCUUUGAUAAGAGAAUGCAGUUAUUCAGCUGUCAUGUAAAGAGGUGUUCUUAGGGUCCAUAUUUUCUACUGCUGCUGCAACUUGAGAUAAAUCAAUUUUUUUUUUUUUAAAUACGGUAAUUUCUUUCUACAGUUUUCAACCUCAAAUGCAAAGAAACAGGAAUCAUCAACCCUGACCUCACUCACAAAUUGUAAAACAAUGACUAGCUUUCUUCAUUCUCUCCAUUCUCUCAAAAACUGCAUCCACAAUAAGCCAGCUACAUUUAAAAACACGUUUUUCUGUCCGUUUUGGCCCAAUGUCCCGACUAAUAUGGUUCGGAGCCUUUAGAAAAGGGUCUCCAGGGUGGAUACACGUGAAAGGUGAGGGAAAGAUGUAAGCCUGCCAAGACACUAUUGAGUAAAGUCUGUCACAUAUAACGGUGUAGCUAUAAUCUUGAAACGGAUAAAAAAAACAGCAAACACUUUUGUGUUUGCACAGUUAUGCUUUUGGAACGCAGACAGUAUAAUUUGGCCAUAACCCUCUCUGUGAUCGCUGAUUUUAAAUGCUAAUGUAGCUCAUCACACAAUACAGGUGUUCUCAUUAAUCCUGUUUAUCUUGAUAACGUUGUGAUCAUAAAAUGAUGAUUGGGAUUCAACUAACGAGUGUUAUCAUUAUAAAUGACCCUGCCGAUUAUCUUCUAAGUAAAUCCAUUGGUCUAUAAAAUAGGGAGGACUGCCCAUCACAUUUUGUCAAAGCCGAGUUUACAACUUAACUGUCUGAAAUCCAGAGAUGUUUAAUUAACUAGCACGGAGGACUAAAACAUCCAGCAAUAUAAUAAGAGCUUUUGGCACUUUUGCGUUAGUCAGUCAUACACUUUCUGUUGUCUAUUCAUGAACUAAUUAUAUCAGCUCUGGAUCUCAUUAGCACAGUUGGAUAGGAAUGACUUCCUUUUUAACAGGUAAUAUUGAUGAUCUGCAAUCAAAUCAAUAUUUUAUACUUGUUCUAUUGUCUGACAACAGAAAAAAAGUAAAUGAUGCUGACUACGUGCUGAGUUUGGCUGUAUGAAUAAUGCCCAGUAGAUUUGACCAGGUGAGACUCCCCAGGCCCUGUCUGAGCCACUGUUUACCAGAUGUUGGCUGAGAUGUGCCGUCUUGUUGUCCACCGACAAAAAAGACUACAUUUCCUGUUUUCCUGAGAACGGAUCUUAAAGCUAUAGUGCGUAGUUUCUGUCUCACACCCCAGGGUAGAAUGGCUCUGUCCCCUUCUUUUCUGUGCUGGGGAAAACAGUAGUUUGAGCCAAUUUGAGAUUAAAGCCAGGAUACAAUCGAUUCAGCGUCUAAGUCACCUCUAACCCUUCACCAACAGAAGUCACGUCACCGUCUCGUUCAGCUUGUUUCAUCCACAGUUUAAACUUCAGGUUGCUCAGCUCUGGACAGGAAACGUUUUGUUCUGGUUCUAUUUCAGCAUAAAAACUCAAAAAGAUUACAAAAUGUAAAAAAAAAAAAAAAUGCAAGAAACAGACACGUGCAGGUUGUCGAGGGUGGGUUUGAAUCAGGACUAGCAGAUAAAGUAUGAAGUUAUUUUUCAAAACUUGGCUCAGCAGUUGGAAAUGAGUUCCAGCGCUCUGGCGAGGCGGUGGAUAGAUUCCAAAGAGUGCAGCACUGUUGAUUGUGUCAGAGCGAGAAUAGAUUUGAGGGAAUCUUUGUAUAUGUUCUAAUUGUAAAACUUGUACAUUUUAUUUAUAUUGUUUUUUACACAUAUUACUCAGUAGAGAGCUCUGAAUACAUUGAAAAUGCACUAUAUUUUUCUAUCUCGCAGAUGAAUUAUUGUCACCCACAACAUUUCAGUUGUACAUAAUGUUUCAUUUAGGACCAAAGACGGCUGAUAGGAUUUCCAUCUUUACUCUGACUUUGUUUUUGAUUUAGACUUUUAGUUUGUUGUACAGUAAUACAAAUUGUCAAUUUAUUAUUUAUUUUUCUGUGAUAAAAGUAUUGAGAACAUUUACUGGUCAAAAGUAUUUUCCCCAAACGCCGAACUGUAAGAUCAUUUAAUUAGACAAUUUCUUGUUACAUAGACAAAUCAUUUUGCUUUGUAACCUUUGUAAUAGACUGUACAUAUAUUUUUGGAAAUAUAAUACAUUCUCUAUAGAAGUUUUGGGUGUCCUUCGCAGUGUUUUUUUUUUUUUUAUCAUAACCCUGAAUCAUUUUCAUCCCAGGGGUGGUGUUCAUUUGUUCAGCUAUUUUUUUUAGAUUUAUAAUCUUGGGAUCAGAAGUCCAUGUGAGUUUUGGUCAU